UCCCUCAGAGCAGAACCCCAGAUAUUCCACUCCUCCUGAGUGAACUCUAGGGCCGCUUUCCUGAAUGUUCCCCAUUCCUAAAAGCACAAACCCAUGCAUUACUGGUGAAAUUCAAGAAAUGUUUUCAAAAUAGAAAGAGAGUAGAUAAAGGUUUGAAAUCCAAGAAGGGAGCUAUAUAGCAAGCAAAUAGGCUGUGGCUGGAAGUCUAUGGUAAGAGAAGUUAAGGAAAUCAGUGUUUCAGAAGCAGAUUAUACACAUAUUUUUAAGUAAUCUAGUUGAUUUAGUUCAUGCCUAUUAUGUGAUUCCUCAGUUAUAAAAACAUGGCUAGAAACAUGGCUAGAAAUGAAUAAAAGAAUCACAAUUUACCAAUUAACUGAAAUAGUGAAUAUGAGCAUACCGCAUACCAUAUGCCUACCUCAUAAGUUAUUAAUAAAUGUUAAUUUUUACAUCCUCUUUUUUCAUUAUAGACUAAGAAAAUAUAACUUAUGGAAUUUCUUUUCCAACAUAGUAUUAAAUCUCUAUAUAGAUAGAGAGAUAAUAGUUUGCAUAAAAUUAAAGAAUUUCUUCAAGCCUCAGGUUCAUCAUUAUGUUAUAUACCAUUUUUUUUCUAGUUGUCAUUUUUUUAAUGGUUUCAUAUUUCACACUAAAUUGUUCUCUAACUUGUUUCGGUUUGGGUGUAAGACCAUUAUUUAAAAAUAUGUAAUAAGCACUAAACUUUCUUAUGCCAAAGUAUUUAGUAAAUUUUUUUAACAGCUACAGUUAAUCUAGUAGAUAUAUCACUCUUAAUUAUUCUUUUAUACUACCAAGUUUAGGGUGGGGAAAAAAAUCUCUAACAUCUUUUCUACUGAUGGGAGUCUGUAGUUAGCUACUUCUUUUAAAUCUAGCUGAGCCACCAUCCCUCACUGAAUACUUUCCUUGAUCCUGAGUUAGUGGAUAUAAAACACAGAAUGGUCCAUAAUCACAUAGAAAAUCAUCUUAAACCAGCACAAACUUUUCAAGUACACAAUAAAUCUUCCUCCUGAUAAUCAUCUUUCCAUGACUGAUUCCCAAGGUAGAUCCCUGAUUUCUCUGUAUGCAAGUCCCAAUUUUACUCCUACCCAAUCCUAAAAGCCUCAUAAAACAUGUAAUCUCAACACAUACCAACACUGGGGCCAAUCAACUGCCAAUCGUAUAUUUUCCUAGAAAAUGCAAAGAAUUUCUAAGUUUUUCCAUGAGUAAUCAAAUGGGACCAACUUCUCUUAAUCAUCUCUUCACCAUUCUUUGGAUGGUGAAAUACCUCCUCCUCAAGCGAUUUAAUUUUACUCCAUAACUCUUCUUGAAAUAAGGCUGAACUUAUAGGAGAUGCUACAUAUUAAUGGAAGAACAGGGAGACCCAUCAGGAGGACCCUGGGCUGGUUGGCAUCAUACUUCACUGGUAUGGGAGGAACUGGGGACAGCUUCUUAGAGAUCUCUGUUACACAGGACAUUUCUAAAUAAAGAAAUGUUCACAUGAUCUAAUAUAUAACUAUGUUCAAGAACUAGAGAGAAACAGAAACUUACCAAAGCCAUGGUUUAAAAUGGUUGAGAAACUUGUCAGUACUCUUCAGGGUUUCCCUCCUGGAGAAGCACAGAGACUACAGGGGUGAGAACUGGGAAAAGAAAAGUUGCUCUGACACCAGAUGUACUUCUCAGCUCCCCAAAUGAUACACAUUAAUAUGUGCUUUUUUCUUUUGUCUUCCUGCCUGUAAACAGUACCUUAUCAACAUACAUAGAAAAUAACAGGAGCCAAUGUGACGCUGCAGAACAUGUCUACACUUGAAAUGACACAAAUAUUCCCAGAGGGUCCUAGAUGGGGAGGUAAAGUUGGCCAAGACAUGGGAGCUGCAGAGCAAGUAGAAGCAAAUGCCCAGGACUCUUCCCUUUUCCAAAAGAAGAGCUCAUAAGAGAAGUUUCAUCUCUUGCAAAUAUCAAAGCCAUGCCUCAGGAUGAACUAGACUAUGCCCUUACAGGGAUCAGUGUCAUUCAAGGAUGUGACUGUGGACUUCACCCAGGAGGAGUGGCAGCAACUGGAUCCUGCUCAGAAGGCCCUCUACAGGGAUGUCAUGUUGGAAAACUAUUUUCACCUCAUCUCUGUAGGAUUUCACAUGACUAAGCCUGAUAUGAUCCACAAGUUGGAACAAGGAAAAGAACUAUGGACAACAGAGAAAAUUUUUCCAAGUCAGAGUUACCUCGAAGAAGAUUGGAAGGCUGAAGAUGUUUUAGUGAAGUUCAAAGAAUACCAAGACAGGCAUUCUAGAUCAGUUGCAUCCAUCAACCACAAAAGGCUAAUGAAGGAGAGAACUAAUAUUUUGGGGAAAACAUUUACUGUCAGCAAGAACCGUAUUAUUUCAAAAACAACACUACGUGAAUAUAAACCUGAUGGAAAGAUUUUUAAAAAUAUUUCAGAAUUAGUCAUUAGAAAUAUAAGUCCUGUAAGAGAGAAGUUUGGUGAGAGUAAUGGAUGGGAGAAAUCACUCCUUAAUACUAAACAUGAGAAAAUUCAUACUGCAGUGAAUCUCUAUAAACAAACAGAGCGGAGUCUGAGUGGUAAACAAGAGCUUAUUCAACAUCAGAAGGUUCAAACUCCAGAGCAAUCAUUUGAACAUAAUGAAUGUGAAAAACCCUUCCUUAUAAAAGGAAUGUUAUUUACACAUACUAGAGCUCACAGAGGAGAAAGACCCUUUGAAUACAAUAAAGAUGGAACAGGCUUCAUCGAAAAGUCAAAUCUCAAUGUUCACCAACAAAAUAUGGAGAAGAAGGCCCACACAUACAGCAAAUAUGGGAAGUUCCUCUGUAGGAAGUCCAUUUUUAUCAUGCAUCAGAGAUCUCAAAUAGAAGAUAAACCCUUUCAGUGUCCUUACUGUGGGAAUAGCUUUAGAAGGAAGUCAUAUCUCAUUGAACAUCAGCGAAUUCACACAGGUGAGAAACCUUAUGUUUGUAGUCAAUGUGGAAAAGCCUUCCGUCAAAAGACAGCCCUCACUCUUCACGAGAAAACACAUAUAGAGGGGAAACCCUACAUUUGUAUGGAUUGUGGGAAGUCCUUCCGCCAGAAGGCAACCCUUACUAGACAUCACAAAACACAUACAGGAGAGAAGGCCUAUGAAUGUACUCAAUGUGGAAGUGCUUUUAGAAAGAAGUCAUACCUCAUUGAUCAUCAGAGAACACACACAGGAGAGAAACCAUAUCAAUGUAAUGAAUGUGGGAAGGCAUUUAUCCAGAAGACAACCCUCACUGUACAUCAGAGAACUCACACAGGAGAGAAACCCUAUAUUUGCAAUGAAUGUGGGAAGUCCUUCUGCCAAAAGACAACCCUCACUCUCCAUCAAAGAAUUCACACAGGAGAAAAACCCUAUAUUUGUAAUGAAUGUGGGAAGUCCUUCCGCCAGAAGGCAAUCCUCACUGUUCAUCAGAGAAUACAUACAGGAGAGAAAUCCAAUGGAUGUCCUCAGUGUGGGAAAGCCUUUAGUAGGAAAUCAAACCUCAUUCGCCAUCAGAAAACUCACACAGGAGAGAAACCAUAUGAAUGUAAAGAAUGUGGAAAGUUCUUCAGUUGUAAGUCAAACCUCAUUGUCCAUCAGAAAACUCACAAGAUAGAAACCAUGGGAAUUCACUAAAAUCUGUGACUUUUUUGGUGAAAACUUUUAAAGUCAUAGUAAACCCUGUACAUGAUGUUGCUUGCAAGUGUAAUAAUAUUAAACAGUUUAAGGUACUGUACCACAUAUUUACCUACUAUUUGCUAGCCUAUAAAACACACAAAAGGAAUUACUGGACAAAUUAAAUGAUAAAAGUCAUUGAAAAUACAAGCAUAAAAUUUUUAUUAGAUUCACCAGACAUAAAUUCCUCUAUCAAAUUGCUACAAACAUUUUAAAUUGCUUAUUUUAAAUUUUAAUAUAUACCUUGUUGUGACCCAGUAAUAAACAGUAGGCUGCCUGGCAGUGGUCCAUGGACCACACUGUGAACAGAACUGCUUUAAAAGAAAGGUGGUGUGACUGUAUUUCUUAUUGCAAAUAUGGUAUAAAAUUUGUUACCUCCUCAGUAUUAACCACAGUUCUAACUUCUAACGUUAUAGUUUUUGCAUAUAAUAAACCUUUAUAUAAAGUAAAUUAUACAUGUAUUCUUUCAUAUAUGGCUUGUUUCAUCCAUCACUCUGUCUUUAAAACUCAUCAUUAGUGCAUGUGGCAGAAGCUUAUUUAUUUUCAUUCUGUAUAAAAUUCCAUUGUAUGAUUAUAUUUCAAUUUAUCCAAUCUACUGUUGAUGGACUUUUUUUAUUGUUUACAGCUUAGGGUCAUAAUAAAUAAUGCUUCUUUGAAUGUA
Molecule: messenger RNA, 4332 nt
Organism: Delphinapterus leucas (beluga whale)
Lineage: Eukaryota; Metazoa; Chordata; Mammalia; Artiodactyla; Monodontidae
Source: RefSeq, a predicted model, not a curated record